AUGUCAAAAUCAGAUACGUCGGGUAUCUCCGAUGCAAACGAAGCGGCUGCAGCAACAACGAAGCCGACAUUAUGGCAACGCUUCAAGACGCACAUGAAAAGAUUCUGGUGGGCGUAUUUAAUCGGGUUUUGCGGUGCUGUUCUAGUAAUCAUCCUUCCUAUCUUCUAUGUUGGAAUCCCCAAUUUCGCGAAUGAUUAUAUCAACAAAUACGAGUAUGACUAUGACGGCCUCCGAAUCACGAAUCCUCGCCCCACUGCCUUCCAUGUUAAGCAAUCGAAAAGUCUUAAAAUGGGAGGUGGAUUCAGCGGCAGCGGUCAUUUAACCGCGUUCAACGCCACUAUCCGAGUGAAAGACACGGAUGAGAUCUUCGCGGUAUUCCCGGUGCCAGAAAUUCAGUUUAGCAAUGGCGCCAGCUUUGAUAUUGAUCACGAUUUGGACCUUUCUUGUGUUGACUGCUUGUCAUCGUUGGCUACUUCAGCCGCAUCUAGCAAGAACUCUUCUCUAUUGGUUGAAGGUACACCGGAUCUUAAGUUUGAGGGUCUCCCGACUGCUCAUUUGAAUAUCCAUAAGAUCAUGAAUGUGAAUGGUUAUAAUGUUACAGAAUUCAUUAACACCGAUGGAGCUUUCAAUGUUACCAGGGUGGAUAUCCUAGAUGAGCCAGUGGAUGGAUUUAACUUCAAUGCUACCAUUACUGUUCGCAAUCCGAGCCCCUACAUCGUGGAACUGGGGCAUGUGACAUUCAAUCUAUCUAUGGGUGGCUCAGACUUGGGAUAUGUCGAUCUUCCCUAUCUAUUUUUGGACAAAAACGGCACUACUACCGAAGUUUUUGGCUCGAUCGAUAAGUCAAUGUUAAUCCACGAGGCCGUGUUGGGUGAUGACGACUUUGGUGUUGUGACCAUCGAUGUCAAGGGAAACAGCUGCGAUUUCAACGGAAAGGAUAUUCCAUAUUUUGCUGCAGCAAUCAAAGCUGUUUCUGCGUCUGCGAGGCUCGACCUGCUGAAAUACGCAUCAAGUCUGUUCUCUGACUCAUAUGGUUGA
Messenger RNA from Penicillium canescens, 1038 nucleotides. Its product is annotated as DUF3712 domain-containing protein. NCBI's taxonomy places the organism in Eukaryota, Fungi, Ascomycota, Eurotiomycetes, Eurotiales, Aspergillaceae. The record is from RefSeq and is a predicted model, not a curated record. Bases 1 to 1038 code for a protein of 345 amino acids. The transcript has 5 exons. Gene Ontology annotation, cellular component: fungal-type vacuole membrane.